Drosophila gunungcola (fruit fly) is the source of this 1041-nucleotide messenger RNA. RefSeq names its product 23 kDa integral membrane protein. The record is from RefSeq and is a predicted model, not a curated record. Lineage: Eukaryota; Metazoa; Arthropoda; Insecta; Diptera; Drosophilidae. Gene Ontology annotation, cellular component: membrane. The coding region runs from base 90 to 752 and encodes 220 amino acids. The transcript is spliced from 6 exons.
GGAGAAAUCACAUCUGAUCCAAAGGCGACUCUCCAGGAAUUUCAGGCAUCCCAAAUCCAGAUCCAGGAAUCCGAGGUCUGUAAUCCGCCAUGGCGUCCACAUCAAGUGUGAAGCUGAUUGUCUACGCCCUCGACGUACUUUGCACGUUGCUGGCCUUGGUGCUGAUAUCCUUCGGCAUUUAUGUGGUGGUGUCGUACGAUCUGAACCAAGUCGGGCAGCUAACGGCCUACGCCUACGUGGGACUGGGAGUUGCGGCCCUGGCGGUUGUGUUUUGGGGUUACUUGUCCGCCUGGCGCGAGAAUGUGUGCUGCACAGUAACAUUCAUUGUUUUGCUCUGCCUGGUCAUCAUUGCUCAGUUUGCCGCUGUCUACUUGCUAAUCACUCAAGAGAAGACGGUGGCCUCCAACCUGGCCAAUGCCCUGGAAUCAACAUGGGAGGAGGAACUGAACAGCCCUGGCGCCAUGUCGCUCUACCAGAACUGGUUCCAGUGCUGCGGUCGUGGCAGUCCUCAGGACUAUGUUGUCAACGAACGCCUGCCGCCGGACACCUGUUUCCGGAACCACGACAAGAGCAAGCCCGAGAAUCUGAUCCACACCGGCUGCCGAGUGGAGUUCGAGAACUACUGGCUGCAACUGACCCACAUUUUCAACAUUCUGGCCCUCGUGCUGAUUGGAGUCGAGCUACUGCUCAGUGUCAUCUCUUGCCGCCUGUGCAACGGCAUUCGCAACGAUGCCCGUCGUUCUUACUUCUAAAAAAAGAAAGCACAAAAUACUCAAUUAAGAAUACAUCAAGAGAUUGGCAGUAAAAUUGUUAAAUUUGUAGACACUAUUCAAUUGGUUGAGCGUUUUUCAAAACUGGAAAGACUUGUGUUAAAGUUUUUGAAAUUCAGUAUAUGAUAGUAGCACUCAUAAAAUUACUCACACGUUGAUUUCAGUGGAAACACUGAGGGAACUCACGAAUAUUAUUAAGAAAAGUAAAAUAGUUUUAAUAUUAUUUAUUAAAAGAUAUUUCUAAAUAAAUGAAACGAACCAAAUUUGAAAA